AUGCGCUUCUCCGUCCUCGCACUCGGCCUCAGCCUGGCAGCUGGCACCCUGGCUCUCAGUGUUCCUGAGCAGCAUCCAAUGAAGGUCGAUCGUCCUGUUCAUACCAUGGAUGGGUGGAGUUACGAGGAUUGUGGACUUGAUACCGAUCCUGUUCAGAUCCAAUCCAUUGAAGUCUUUCCCGACCCUCCCAAGCCUGGUGAAGACCUGACCGUGCGGGUCAAGGGGACCACCUCGGAACCGAUAGUGGAUGGGGCGUAUGCAGACGUAGUGGUCAAGCUCGGUAUGGUCAAGCUCUUGAGCAAGACAUUCGAUGUGUGCGAUGAAGCGCGCAACGCAAAUGCCUCUCUUCAGUGCCCAGUCAAACCUGGAGAAUAUACUGUUGAGCACACAGUUGCACUUCCCAAGGAAAUCCCAAAAGCCAAAUUCACUGUUGACGUCAUGGGCUUUAUGAACGAAGGGGAAGAGGACGAAGACCCGGAGCCCAUGUUAUGCCUUAGGUUGAGGGUCGACUUUAUGAAGAAUCCUUUCCCUCAUAAAUUGUGGUAA
This is a messenger RNA of Cyclocybe aegerita, 546 nucleotides long. NCBI's taxonomy places the organism in Eukaryota, Fungi, Basidiomycota, Agaricomycetes, Agaricales, Hemipholiotaceae. The record is from the annotation of a GenBank genome assembly.